UCAAAGCCAAGGCCUAAUCAUACUGCAUACUUUUGCAAUCAAUCCUCUUCAAAUAGCCUUUGUGUUAUUUUCAUUCUUCACACAUCAGGUCCCAGUAGAUAUAAUGGGUUUAAACGUGUUCGGAACUCCCAUCACUGUGGACACGGUGAAAGAAAUGCCGGAAUACCAUGAAUCGAAGAUGAUUUAUUCUGCCGAUUGUGCAACUGUGGCACUGGAGAUGAAGAAUGCAGAAGGUAAGGAUAUCAGUGCUCGAAGUUUCCUCGAGUAUAUGGAGCCUCGAUUUGGGCUAGGUGUGAGCACAAUGUGUAUGAUUUACAAUGCUACAGGGCAUCCAUUAACUUUGGUCGAUACUCAUAGCUGGGAGGGACGUAUAUGCGAGACUCCGUAUCCAAUGGUAAUCUUAAAUGGGCAAUGGGGUGCAUUCCUGCAUGGUCAAUAUCACAAUGGAGCUGCCUCUGAAGCGUGCGUUGUGUACAAUGGCCUGAACUUUGAUUGGGUAUUAUCAUUUACCAACUCCAACUCCAACACCAACACCAAAACCAACCGGGUGUACACAAAUAUUAGAACACCACAACAUAAUGGAGUCGAUUGGGAUGCUAUUAAAAGCAAUCUAGAUAAUGGGAAAACGACGCACACGGGGGUAACGGCCGGGGUAAGAAUGUUCGCUUCUAUUGGCGAUAUUUCAAAAUGCACAGUCGAGGCAAUAUUGACUAUUAGUGACGCUCUUGACAAUGUUGAUAUUCAGUAGUUCAGUUUAGUUCAGCUCCAUUAAGUUCAGUUCAGUUCAGUUCAGUUCAGUUCAGUUCAGCCAAAUAAAGUGCAGAAGAACAGGGCCUAUAUAACAUUGGGCCAACUGGUCGAGCUGCGCGCUGACAUGGAAUACCGUGAUAUUGAAUUAUGUCCACGUUAUCCUUAGCUUGCUGACGAGCUUUCAUUUCAAUUUUUUAUUUUAGAUUUCUGUCUUUUUCUUUUUAAAGUUUUGCUAAGAUUUUUGUUUUAUCCAUAUCAACUUCAAUAAAUUCAGAUCUUUUAUGGUAGUGUGGUACUACAACUCCUCCGUUUCUUUUUAUCCGCAAUAUUUUGCUUUUUUGUAAUAUUCACAUGCUCUAUUUUACCU
Molecule: messenger RNA, 1117 nt
Organism: Spinacia oleracea (spinach)
Lineage: Eukaryota; Viridiplantae; Streptophyta; Magnoliopsida; Caryophyllales; Amaranthaceae
Product: 23 kDa jasmonate-induced protein
Exons: 3
Coding region: 104-748 (214 amino acids)
Source: RefSeq, a predicted model, not a curated record